Pogona vitticeps (central bearded dragon) is the source of this 2622-nucleotide messenger RNA. The record is from RefSeq and is a predicted model, not a curated record. NCBI's taxonomy places the organism in Eukaryota, Metazoa, Chordata, Lepidosauria, Squamata, Agamidae.
AUAAGAAGAAAUCUAAGAAACGAUACUAUGAAGAAGAGAAUGAAGAAGAAUAUGAUGUUCCAGGUAAAGAGUCUCAGGAAGCGGUUCCUUCGGCAGCAGGGAAGCAAGUGGAAGAUUCUGCAAUCAAGUUAGAUGAAUAUGGAGCAAAGGACUAUAGAAGCCAGAUGCAGCUCAAGACUGAUCAUUCCUCACGCCCACUGUGGGUGGCUCCUGAUGGUCAUAUUUUUCUUGAAGCAUUUUCACCUGUUUACAAGUAUGCCCAGGAUUUUCUUGUUGCCAUUGCUGAGCCAGUUUGCCGUCCCACUCAUGUGCAUGAAUAUAAAUUGACUGCUUACUCUCUUUAUGCUGCUGUCAGUGUGGGUUUGCAAACAAGUGAUAUCACUGAAUAUUUGAGGAAGCUGAGUAAAACUGGUGUUCCUGAUGGGAUUAUUCAGUUUAUCAAGCUGUGUACUGUCAGCUAUGGGAAGGUAAAACUGGUCCUGAAGCACAACAGGUAUUUUGUAGAGAGCACUCACCCAGAUGUUAUUCAGCAACUUCUUCAGGAUCCAGUCAUUAGAGACUGUCGGCUUAGAAAUGCAGAAGGAGAAGAAACGGAACUCAUCUCAUAAACAUUUACAAGCAAAUCAGCUAUUUCCAAGUCCACCGAAGGUGGCUGUGGUCCUUCAACUUCACAAGGAACAGAUGCUCAAAGUAAGCCAGAUGUCCCUGCUGACUUAUUUGAUUUUUAUGAACAAAUGGAUAAAGAUGAAGAAGAAGAGGAGGAAACACAGACAGUAUCUUUUGAAGUGAAACAGGAAAUGAUUGAAGAGCUUCAGAAACGUUGUAUUCAUCUAGAGUACCCUCUGCUUGCUGAAUAUGAUUUUAGAAAUGAUUCAGUGAAUCCUGAUAUUAAUAUAGACUUGAAACCUACAGCUGUUCUCCGUCCAUACCAGGAGAAGAGUUUAAGAAAAAUGUUUGGAAAUGGCCGUGCUAGAUCUGGUGUUAUCGUCCUGCCCUGUGGUGCUGGCAAAUCGCUUGUAGGAGUAACAGCUGCUUGUACAGUUCGCAAGCGAUGCCUUGUGCUGGGCAAUUCUGCUGUCUCUGUGGAGCAGUGGAAAGCCCAAUUCAAAAUGUGGUCCACCAUCGAUGACAGCCAGAUCUGCCGGUUUACUUCUGAUGCCAAGGACAAGCCAAUUGGUUGCUCUAUUGCUAUCAGCACCUACUCCAUGCUGGGACAUACAACAAAGAGGUCCUGGGAGGCAGAGAAAGUAAUGGAAUGGCUGAAGAGCCAAGAAUGGGGCCUUAUGAUCCUUGAUGAAGUGCACACCAUACCUGCAAAAAUGUUCAGGCGUGUACUCACCAUUGUUCAAGCCCAUUGCAAGCUUGGAUUGACAGCCACCCUUGUAAGAGAAGAUGACAAAAUUGUAGACUUGAAUUUCCUCAUUGGUCCUAAGCUAUAUGAAGCCAAUUGGAUGGAGCUGCAAAACAGUGGUUACAUUGCGAAAGUCCAGUGUGCUGAGGUUUGGUGCCCAAUGUCUCCUGAGUUCUACAGAGAAUAUGUGGCUAUUAAAACAAAGAAACGGAUAUUGCUCUAUACAAUGAACCCGAACAAGUUCAGAGCUUGCCAGUUCCUGAUUAAGUUUCAUGAACGAAGGAAUGACAAGAUCAUAGUAUUUGCGGACAAUGUGUUUGCUCUGAAGGAGUAUGCUGUUAGGCUGGGCAAACCAUAUAUAUAUGGGCCUACAGCACAGGGGGAGAGAAUGCAGAUCCUGCAGAAUUUCAAACACAACCCCAAAAUCAACACUAUCUUCAUCUCUAAGGUAGGUGACACCUCCUUUGAUCUGCCAGAAGCCAAUGUUCUGAUUCAGAUUUCAUCCCAUGGUGGGUCUCGAAGACAGGAGGCUCAAAGGCUGGGUCGAGUACUGAGAGCCAAGAAAGGAAUGGUUGCAGAGGAGUACAAUGCCUUCUUUUAUUCUCUGGUCUCCCAGGAUACUCAAGAAAUGGCAUAUUCUACUAAACGGCAGAGGUUUCUAGUAGAUCAAGGCUAUAGCUUUAAGGUAAUCACUAAACUAGCAGGUAUGGAGGAAGAAGACCUUAUGUUUUCAACCAAAGAAGAACAGCAGCAGCUGCUCCAAAAAGUUUUGCAAGCCUCAGAUAUGGAUGCUGAAGAAGAAGUAGUAGCAGGAGAGUACAGUUCAAAGUCAUCUCAGGUUUCCCGACACUAUGGCACAAUGAGUUCCAUGUCUGGAGCAGAUGAUACAGUUUACAUGGAAUAUCAAGCCUCACGAAGCAAGGCAUCAUCCAGUAAACAUGUUCAUCCACUUUUCAAACGCUUUAGAAAAUAAAAUAAGGGAAAGGCAUGAGACAUCUCUUUCUUUCUCACAAGGAGACAUUAAUCCAAUUCAUGUCCUAGAAUGGGGUGGUAUAAUAUUGUAAUAAAUGAGAGAGUAAAGCAAUUUACUCAUAAUGGAAGAAGCAAUAAAUGUGCAUUGUUAUUUAUAAAUGUUGUUUCCUAGGUAAUAUUUUAAUUUGCAAAUUUAUUUCAAAAUAAUUCUAAAAUAAAGAUGCAAUUUUUGUAUAUUUGUACCAUGUGUAAUGGUUAAAAUAUUUUAAAAAGUACUGUAUAAAAUGAUAUUCAGUAAA